AUGCCUGUGUGGCCAAAGCAGAUAUGCGCAGCUCAGGGAGACUAUCUAAGUUUGUCUUGUCUUGUUUCCGCUCCCACCUCCAUGUUGAGCUGUCGACUUCUUGUCGCAUGCCAGGUGUGCGCGUACACCACCUUGGGCCUUGGACUCCCAUUCAUGGACCAUGGGCGCACUGACCAGGGGGACAAUGAGCAGGACCAGGAUCAGCGGCGGCCCAAGGACUGGGGCACCCUUCCGCCCCACCUGCUGGACCGCGUCAAGGACGUCCUGGAGCAGAACUACGAGGGCGGAUGCCAGGUCAUCAAGGUCGCCCGCCUGGUCAACCGCCACUGGCACGCCUGGGCGGUGCAGGCGGCCACGUUCCUGUCUCCCAACGGAGGCAGCACCCUCAGCGUGCUGACGGAGAUGAUCGCGGCCAAGUUCGCGCGCGUGGAGGGCCUCAGCCUCCGGGAGCGGCUAAAAUUCUCGGGAUGCGACCUGGCGGCCCUGGAGCGCAUCCGGGCCCUCCAGCGCCUGGACUUGGAGGGGGCCUCGCAGAUCAACAACGUGGGGCUGCAGUGCCUGGGGAGGCUGACCGGGCUCACCCAAGUCGGCCUGCACGGCUGCCGGGACGUCACCGACGCCGGCGUGCGCAGCCUGACGACCCUGACGCGCCUGCGGCGGCUGCGCAUGUCGGAGUGCGAGCGCGUGACCGACGCGGGGCUGCAGUGUCUGCAGCGGCUGUCGGGGCUGAUGGAGCUGGAGCUGGUCGGCGGCGGGCGGAUCACGGACGUUGGCCUGGCCCACGUGGCGUGCCUGCCGGGCCUCGAGCGCCUCAACCUGACAUCGUGCAAGAGGAUAGCCGGCGGGGGACUGCGGCAUUUAGUCAGACUCACGCGGCUGGCGCACCUGUGCCUCAACGGCUGCAAGAAGGUGAAGAACGCCAGUAUCGAGCACCUGGGCGGCCUGUCCUCGCUCACCCAUUUGGAGGUGGCCUCUUGCGAGCACAUCACAGACGAGGGGCUGGAAGAACUGGGGCGGCUGGCGGGACUGGUGCACCUGGGGCUGCAGGGCUGCAAGCGGAUCACCAACGAGGGACUGGAGUCCCUGUGGGGCAUCAAGUCGCUGGAGCACCUGGACCUGGGCUUCUGCAAGAACGUCACCGACCGGGGUCUGGAGCAGCUCGGCUGCCUGCGGCGGAUGGCCGUGCUGGACCUGCACGGCUGCGACAGCAUCACGGACGCCGGCCUGUGCUGCCUGCGCAAGCUGAAGCGCCUGACGGGGCUGGACCUCCGGGGGUGCGUGCACGUCACGGAUGUCGGCAUGGAGGUGCUGGGCACGAUGACGGGCCUCAGGCGGCUGGACCUCACCGGAUGCAGGACGGUGACGGAUGAAGGGCUGGCGUUUUUGGGCCAGCUGACGCGGCUGGUGGUGCUGAGCCUGCACGGGUGCAAGCGGGUGAGCGACGGCGGGCUGGCGACCUGGGAGCGGCUGACCAACCUGGCGGAGCUGGACCUGCAGGGCUGCGUGCGGGUCACUAACGUGGGGCUGCAGUUCCUGGCGGGGCUGCCGUCGCUGAGGAAGCUGGAGCUGACGUGGAGGGACGGUGUGACGGACGUGGGGCUGGAGAGCCUGCUGCGGAGGUCCAUCGUCGUCAACUACGUGCACUGA
This is a messenger RNA of Ostreobium quekettii, 1647 nucleotides long. The record is from the annotation of a GenBank genome assembly. Lineage: Eukaryota; Viridiplantae; Chlorophyta; Ulvophyceae; Bryopsidales; Ostreobiaceae.